Messenger RNA from Annulohypoxylon truncatum, 4461 nucleotides. Its product is annotated as phospholipid-translocating P-type ATPase. Bases 373 to 4332 code for a protein of 1319 amino acids. Lineage: Eukaryota; Fungi; Ascomycota; Sordariomycetes; Xylariales; Hypoxylaceae. The transcript has 3 exons. Gene Ontology annotation, biological process: retrograde vesicle-mediated transport, Golgi to endoplasmic reticulum; endocytosis; phospholipid translocation. Gene Ontology annotation, molecular function: ATP hydrolysis activity; ATPase-coupled intramembrane lipid carrier activity; magnesium ion binding. Gene Ontology annotation, cellular component: trans-Golgi network; endosome; plasma membrane. The record is from RefSeq and is a predicted model, not a curated record.
GAAUAUGGAAAUCCAAUAUUUUGGCCGAGCCUUCCUUUCACAUACAACAUACAAUUAACCUUACGCCAAAAUCAUUUUUUCCCUUCUGUAUCUUCCUUUUACUCUUCCUUAGAAAUUUACUUUCGUGUGUUUAUUUAUGCCGUAACUUCCAGUAAGAGGCUCCACAUGCCUACGAGAUACAGAUACGAACGCUUCUUACGCGCGUACUUGGAUCGUCAGAGUGGCUCUGCUACGUCUCAUUUCAACUUCCAGGUAUCCGAAUGUUGAGCUCCUGUUACCUCCCACCACCAAACCACCAACGUCUACGAACACCCUUAUCCGACCUCGAUAUCGAGAAGCUCCUCUUUCUAGGAGCAUGACCCCAAUGCGGGAAUGCCGUCAUUAACCUCGUAUCGUCCGACCGAGCCUCCAGAUUCUCCCGUGAACGAUCCGGAUUCAGAUGUCGACCUAGACCUUGAAGAACUAGACCCUAGCACCUCGUCCCACGCCCAAGCAUCUCGUCUCCUAGGACAUAACCAAAGCCCCGAACAACGAGCGCCACGGAUUGCGUUACGAAAUAUUCGCAUGGGCGGUUUGAGGCGGUCGGGGAAUCGAGGUCGCGGCUAUGGCGACCUUGGCCAUGAUAGGGACGGGAUUAAUGACGCCGUAGGCUUGCUGGAGGACGAUUCACAAGGACAGCGAUAUUCGGAUGGAAGCCACCAUGCUGGCGACGAAGCGCCCCUCUUAGAUGAAUACGCCUCGCAUUCCCGGAGAUCCUUUGCCAGCGACAGGCUUCAAAACCUCGCCCAUAUUGGCUCGUCCUUAAGACUACCAAGCUUUAUGUCCAGUACUAGUGCCAAUCGACAGGACGAGGACGGGGUCUUCGACAAUAAAGAAGAUGAUACCUCGACUUCGAGAACUAUCGCCGUCGGUUCUCCUCAAUCUACUCGUUACCCACCGAAUCUCGUUUCAAAUGCGAAAUACACGGCGUUCACAUUUCUUCCUAUUACUCUAUACAAUGAAUUCUCGUUCUUCUUCAAUAUGUACUUCCUCCUAGUUGCUCUAUCGCAGGCAAUCCCAGCCUUGAGGAUAGGUUAUCUAUCUACCUACAUCGCUCCACUCGCCUUCGUUCUUUUUAUUACGAUGGGAAAGGAGGCGUACGAUGAUAUAGAGCGACGUCGGAGAGACAACGAGGCGAAUUCUGAGGAGUAUGUCGUCCUUCGCUUUGGGGAAUCAGGGCAAACAGGCACGCCAUCACACAUUCCUAAGCAUUAUAAGCCGAAGGUCUCACGAAAAGCGGAUCGACACCCGUUGACCCAGAGAGAUCGACUAUCUGAUAUCCAGGAAGAAGAGGAGCAAACUGAAGGCCAAGGUUGGGGUCAUCCGUCCUCUUCGGUCGAAGAAGUUAACAAGAAGUCCCGUGACCUUAAGGUUGGCGACGUCCUCAAGCUAAGCAAAGGCCAGCGCGUCCCUGCGGAUGUUGUCAUCUUGAAGUGUUCUACCCCUGAAGGCGCGCAAGCUCAAAUGCAGGCCCCAGAAAGCUUAGAUCCGGAGACAUUACUAGUGAGUCCCUUGGAAGGGGAUGCAAACCAAAACGAUCCUUCGUCCUCGCUUGAGACGGCCAAGAAUCCCGAGCCGGGUAAUUCGCAUACACCCGACAGUAGAUCUUCCGGAGAAACCUUCAUCAGAACCGAUCAACUUGACGGUGAGACGGAUUGGAAACUUCGACUAGCAUCCGCCCUGACCCAGGCUUUGCCUGUGGAGGAGUUCGUUCGUGUUAGAGUCACGGGUGGAAAGCCUGAUAAGAAAGUAAACGAAUUCGUCGGUCAAGUUGAGUUAAUGACAACGCGACACGACGUCCUAAACAACCAAUCUGGCGAAAGCAGGAUAAGUGACGGCGGCCACACCGCCGCCCUAUCAAUCGACAACACCGCUUGGGCAAAUACCAUCAUUGCCUCUCAAGCGACCACUAUGGCCGUCAUCGUCUAUACCGGGCCGCAAACACGAUCGGCUCUUUCCACCUCAUUAUCGCGGUCCAAGACUGGUUUAUUGGAAUAUGAGAUCAAUUCCCUAACUAAAAUACUUUGUGCACUUACCUUAGCAUUGUCGGUUGUUUUAGUGGCCCUAGAAGGGUUUAGCAAUACCGAGGGGAAUAUAUGGUACGUGAAAAUCAUGCGAUUUCUCGUGCUAUUCUCUACCAUUGUGCCGAUCAGCCUGCGAGUCAACCUUGAUCUUGGAAAGAGUGUCUAUUCGUGGUUCAUUCAGCGGGAUCCCGGUAUUCCGGGUGCGGUGGUUCGGACUAGCACAAUUCCGGAGGACCUCGGGCGCAUCGAAUAUUUACUCAGCGAUAAGACGGGCACUCUGACCCAAAAUGAGAUGGAGAUGAAGAAAAUUCACGUGGGCACCGUUUCCUAUGCCAACGAGGCAAUGGACGAGGUGGUGGGAUAUAUCAGACACGGUUUUGUCGGGACGUUGAACGACCAAGCACUCAUUACGCCUUCCUCUUCAUACAGUACGACUGCAGGUGUCACUGCAACUAGGACACGGCGGGAAAUCGGGUCUAGAGUCCGAGAUGUCGUUCUAGCCUUGGCUCUCUGUCACAACGUGACACCUACCGUGGAAGAAGAGGAUGGACAGAUGACCACUUCUUACCAAGCCUCCUCGCCAGAUGAGAUAGCCAUUGUACGGUGGACCGAGUCUGUCGGUCUUCGUCUUGCGUAUCGAGACCGGAAGAGGAUGGCCUUAGAGUCUACGGAUACAGGAAAGAUAGUCGUGCAAGUUCAAAUUCUGGACAUCUUCCCCUUUACUUCUGACGGCAAGCGCAUGGGAAUUAUCGUUCGAUUUCAAGAACAACUGAAGCCGUCUUCUCUAGGUUUAGACGGUGGAGAAGUCUGGUUCUACCAGAAAGGUGCCGACACAGUCAUGGGGUCUAUUGUGGCUGCGAAUGACUGGCUAGAUGAGGAGACCGCGAACAUGGCCCGGGAAGGUCUGAGGACCCUAGUAGUCGGACGAAAAAGGCUGUCCUCCGAACAAUACCGGGCUUUCUCAGCCAGCUACCAGGAAGCCUCAUUAGCGAUCAGCGGCCGUGACGCUGGAAUGCAACGCGUAGUCGCAGAAUUUCUUGAGCACGAUCUCGAGCUUCUUGGAGUCACUGGUGUGGAAGAUAAACUUCAGAGAGACGUAAAGCCAUCUUUAGAGCUGCUUCGCAACGCCGGUAUUAAAAUAUGGAUGCUGACAGGUGAUAAAGUCGAGACGGCUAGGUGUGUGGCUGUUAGUUCGAAACUCGUCGCACGAGGACAAUAUAUCUACACAGUUGCGAAGCUCAAGCAUAAGGACAAUGCCCAAGAUCAUCUAGACUUCCUCAGAAGCAAGACGGACUCCUGCUUACUGAUUGAUGGCGAAAGUCUAAUGCUUUAUCUGACACAUUUUAGAGUUGAUUUCAUCUCGGUUGCUGUGCGACUACCAACGGUUGUCGCCUGUAGAUGUUCACCCACACAGAAGGCGGACAUCGCAAAACUAAUCAAGGAAUUCACCAAGAAGCGAGUCUGCUGCAUCGGCGAUGGUGGGAAUGAUGUCUCGAUGAUACAAGCCGCGGACGUUGGUGUUGGCAUCGUUGGCAAGGAAGGUCGGCAGGCCAGUCUCGCCGCAGAUUUCUCCAUCGAACAAUUCUGCCACCUUACCAAACUCCUAGUGUGGCACGGCCGAAAUAGCUACAAGCGGAGUGCGAAGCUCGCCCAGUUCGUAAUUCAUCGUGGACUCAUCAUUGCCGUUUGCCAGACCAUGUAUAGCAUUGCCAUCAAAUUUGAGCCGGAAGGCCUAUACAAGGAUUGGCUCCUCGUGGGAUAUGCCACCGUAUACACAGCAGCGCCAGUACUGUCGCUCGUUCUUGACAAGGAUGUCGAUGAAAACCUUGCGAACCUCUACCCCGAGUUGUACAAGGAGUUGACAUCUGGCCGUUCCUUAUCCUAUCGUACCUUUUUCGUCUGGGUCUUCGUGUCAAUCUACCAAGGGGGUAUGAUCCAAGGCCUAUCCCAGAUCCUCACCGAAGUCGACGGGCCAAGGAUGGUGGCUGUCAGCUACACAGUUCUUGUGCUUAACGAACUGUUGAUGGUUGCCAUUGAGAUUACGACUUGGCAUCCCGUCAUGAUCAUGAGUAUUGUUGGGACCUUUCUAUUCUAUAUUGGAUCAAUGCCUUUUCUCGGCGGAUACUUCGACCUUGAUUUCCUCCUUAGCUGGGGCUUUGUCUGGCGUGUGCUCGCCAUCGGUUCCAUCUCUCUAAUACCACCGUAUGCUGGGAAGUUGAUUAGGAGAACAAUGAAACCGCCGUCAUACAGAAAGGUCCAAGGCAUAUGACUCUUGUUGGGGCAAUGCACAUCGGCUAGGCGUUCGGGGUUCAUACUGUUUAUACAUAUAUAAAUAUAUACAUGUUACUUAAAUCUUCGUUACCGGGUGGUAUCCAUGAAAACCAACUUUGCCUGCCGU